This is a messenger RNA of Hyaloscypha bicolor E, 821 nucleotides long. RefSeq lists its product as uncharacterized. The coding region runs from base 59 to 514 and encodes 151 amino acids. The record is from RefSeq and is a predicted model, not a curated record. The transcript is spliced from 3 exons. Lineage: Eukaryota; Fungi; Ascomycota; Leotiomycetes; Helotiales; Hyaloscyphaceae.
ACAGAAAUUUUCCCAAUCACUCUUUCUUUACUUGCAAAAUACAGUACAUUCGUUCAAGAUGCGUUCCUCAAUAUUUUUCCAUGUUCUCUCAGCAAUUACCUUAAUAGCAGCUCAAGACCUCUCCCAAGAAACUGAUGCUCAACUCGCUGCUCAGCUUCCCCCCUGUGUCGAACCCUGUGAUAAAGCAGCAAUAGCCUCCGUUGGCUGUGGGGAAACCGACUAUGCCUGCCACUGUGCGCACAGCACCCAAUUGCAAUCUAUCGUCGUUCCUUGUCUGCAGAAUUCGUCAACUUGCACGAGUUCUGAUUUAGCAACAUUCGGAACCCUAGUAAAGCAGAUCUGUCUGAAUCUCAACGUGACUGGCAAUGGUACCUCGAAAACGACAUCGACAUCGACAUCGCCGAGUCCAACUGGCUCCGCAACAAUAUUACCGUUUCCUGGUGCGGGCAUACAAUUGCAGAUCAGUAGUGGGGUAUUUGCGGUGAUUGGAGUUGCGUUCAUGGCGCUGAUGUGAGGGAUCUCCCGAUGGCUCAUGAAGGAGGAAGGAUAUGGUGAAGUCGGACCUUUGCGCUGUGUAUAUAGAUGGAAGGAAAGUCCGACUAACAUUCUUUGAGAUGCCCAUUGCCAUUUCUGAGACUGAGGUUACCCUGUAAGAGUACGCUUUCCGGAUAUCUGGAUAAUGGAAAAUAUAUAAAUAUCCUGAGAUGAACACGGCAGCAUGGCUCUCUUGGACCAGAGAUGAUUUCAUAGUGAAAUUCAUAGAGAUGAAGGCACGAGUUAGCAGUGUGUAGAUACAUAUAACGGAAGUGAGUGACUGCUGC